Messenger RNA from Cetraspora pellucida, 501 nucleotides. The record is from the annotation of a GenBank genome assembly. Lineage: Eukaryota; Fungi; Glomeromycota; Glomeromycetes; Diversisporales; Gigasporaceae.
AUGAAUAAUAACCAAUCACUUGAUAAUAUUACUGGUAAAUAUAACAUGUCAUUUGAGUAUGAAGGAAUCUUUAAUGUUGAUAAUGAAAACAUUGUUAAUAAUAAAAAUAUUAUUUAUGAUGAAAAUGAUAAUAAAAAUAUUGUCAAUAAAAAUGAUAACUAUAAUGAAGAUGAUGGCUAUAUGGAGGAUGAUGAGAGUAAUACAGCAGAGCCUUCAUCCAUUAUAUCUUACUUUACUCCCUAUAAUGUCUCUACAAAAAAAAAUUUAAAUUCAAAUGUAGUACAAAAAAAAAUAAAUAAACUCGUAACUGUGCAUUUGCAUACUGAACAUAAAAUUUUUAAAACCCAAAAAUGUGAAACACAACUACCCCUACCAUUAACUACAACACCCACACCAACCUCUCAACAAACAAUUGAAACAGUGAUACAAAAGCACAUAAAGAACACCUUGCCUCUUCUUGAAAAACAACAAAAUCAUAUUACUUAUCAACUUAUUGUUUGA